AUGAUCCCGGGACCGCAAAUGACCCACAAAUUCUUCGUCUUCUCCUCAGUUUUGGUUUCGAUUGAGAAUUUUGACCAGUCCGCAAACGACAAGAUAUGGGACACUGGGAACGAAGGAAGGGUAGCGCGCGCGAAACACGCGCGGAGCUCGACAGAAAACGAGGAGAUCUGGUAAUGAAAGAGUUGUGACAGGAAGAGAUGCAAGAUGGCGGCCGGGAUUCGACCAUCUUCUGGUCACUCCCAUGGCCAUCCUCACAACCACGCCAUGCCGAGACGGAAAGUCACCAUAUCGUUUGUGAUAAGAGACGAAGAAGAACCUCUUCACCGGUCAGGGGUGAACGCACUUCAACUAGACCAACAUACUGGUCGGUUAUAUUCUGCAGGACGAGACUCCAUCAUUCGAUGUUGGAAUACAAAUGUGGACAAGAACUGCUACAUAGCAUCUUUAGAACACCAUACAGACUGGGUGAAUGAUAUUGUUCUUUGCUGUAAUGGUAAAACAAUAUUGUCUGCAUCAUCUGACACAACUGUCAAAGUGUGGGAUUCAGGGCGGAGUUUCUGUAUGUCUACCUUGCGCACACAUAAGGACUAUGUAAAGGCACUGGCUUAUGCCAGCCAUAGAGAACUGGUGGCCUCUGGAGGACUCGACCGACAGAUUUUUCUUUGGGAUGUCAACACUUUAACAGCUCUCACAGCCACAAAUAACACUGUCACAACUUCAUCACUGAAUGGUCAAAAAGAUUCUAUUUACAGUCUUGCUCUUAAUAGCAUGGGGACUGUGCUUGUCUCUGGCUCAACUGAAAAGAUUUUGAGGGUGUGGGAUCCUCGAACAUGCUCAAAAGUCAUGAAACUAAAAGGCCAUGUAGACAACGUGAAGUCAAUUGUCAUCAAUUCUGAAGGAACCCAGUGUCUGUCUGGAGGCUCAGAUGGAACAGUGCGUCUUUGGUCGUUAGGCCAACAGAGAUGCAUCACCACAUACAGAAUUCAUGGCGAAGGCGUGUGGGCAUUGUGUGCUAAUGAUAACUUUACUGGAUUCUAUUCAAGUGGUCGAGACAAACACAUCAUGUGGACUGACUUGAGCCUAGACAAUUCUUCCACUCUCCUGUUUGUAGAGGAUGCACCAGUUUUAAAACUGGAGCUCUGUCAUGAUCCCCAUUCUCUUUGGGUUGCUACAACAAAUUCUACAAUAAAUAACUGGCCAAUCAAGAUCCCAUAUAUGAAUGAUAAUGAUAACAUGGAUGUUGGUGAUUCCGAUCCUCAGCCAACUUGUUUAUCACCAAGAAAAACAUUACCAGGGGCUCCUAGCAUACGGAAAUUCCAUGUACUAAGAGACAGGAGACAUGUUAUAACAAAAGACUCAGAAGACAAGGUUACUGUCUGGGAUAUUCUAAAAGCAUGUAAGGUAGAGGAGCUUGGUGUGGUGGAUUACGAGGAAGAAAUCAAGAAAAGAACUCAGAUGAUUUUUGUACCUAAUUGGUUUGCAGUUGACAUCAAGACGGGAAUGCUCACAAUAAAUCUGGAGGAGAGUGACUGUUUUGCAGCGUGGAUUUCAGUAACUGAUGUUCCAGGCUUAGAACCAAAAGUUGUUGAUGGAAAAGUGUAUGCCACGGAUGUCAAACAUGUGAAUUAUGGAGUACUUCUACUGCAAGCGAUCUUGGAACACUGGCCCGAGACAUUCUCAGGAACAGUUGACGAUGCUGAUCAAGACUUGCCAAGAGCUGAUUCUCCAGAAGAUGGAGAUGCCAGUGCUAGUGAAGUCAAUCUCAACCUUGAAUCUGUAAGUAUUUCACGGGUUGCGGGAGGGGAACACGAGUGCAUGUCCUCGAAACGGCGAAAUUGGAAUGAAUGUCUGUCUGGAGGCUCAGAUGGAACAGUGCGUCUUUGGUCGUUAGGCCAACAGAGAUGCAUCACCACAUACAGAAUUCAUGGCGAAGGCGUGUGGGCAUUGUGUGCUAAUGAUAACUUUACUGGAUUCUAUUCAAGUGGUCGAGACAAACACAUCAUGUGGACUGACUUGAGCCUAGACAAUUCUUCCACUCUCCUGUUUGUAGAGGAUGCACCAGUUUUAAAACUGGAGCUCUGUCAUGAUCCCCAUUCUCUUUGGGUUGCUACAACAAAUUCUACAAUAAAUAACUGGGUCACCCCUGAAUAUCUUCAUGUAAGGCAUCAAACUACAGCCAGUUCAUGUAGAACUUUUUCCACCAAAAUAGCUAGAAACAAGAAACAAGUUGUGAAAAUCUACUUGCUUCAUGCUAACUUAAAAGUGUCUUUUUGUUUUGUUUCAGGGGCUCCUAGCAUACGGAAAUUCCAUGUACUAAGAGACAGGAGACAUGUUAUAACAAAAGACUCAGAAGACAAGGUUACUGUCUGGGAUAUUCUAAAAGCAUGUAAGGUAGAGGAGCUUGGUGUGGUGGAUUACGAGGAAGAAAUCAAGAAAAGAACUCAGAUGAUUUUUGUACCUAAUUGGUUUGCAGUUGACAUCAAGACGGGAAUGCUCACAAUAAAUCUGGAGGAGAGUGACUGUUUUGCAGCGUGGAUUUCAGUAACUGAUGUUCCAGGCUUAGAACCAAAAGUUGUUGAUGGAAAAGUGUAUGCCACGGAUGUCAAACAUGUGAAUUAUGGAGUACUUCUACUGCAAGCGAUCUUGGAACACUGGCCCGAGACAUUCUCAGGAACAGUUGACGAUGCUGAUCAAGACUUGCCAAGAGCUGAUUCUCCAGAAGAUGGAGAUGCCAGUGCUAGUGAAGUCAAUCUCAACCUUGAAUCUCGUAUAAUGACAGGGAAUGGUUUCUUCAGUGUUCCCGAGCACACUCCGCUGAUCUUCACUGAGAGUAGUGGCACGGGAAGAACUCUGUUCAGACUGCUGGUCUCUGACGCCUCUGGAGAGAAUGAAGGAUAUCUGCUGGCUGAGACUGUGCCUAACUGGGCUGUAGACGUCACUGUCAAGAAACUCUCACCGAAAUUCAACAAGAUAGCAUUCUUCUUACAAGCUCAUUCGUCGAGCUCAUCCAAGGCGUUAAAGAGGGACCGCCUCUCAGCUAGCGACAUGUUGCACGUGCGUAAAGUUAUCGAGCACGUGUACGAGAAAGUGGUGGGUAACGAGAACAACAGCAAUUCAGGUAACCACGCCGAUAAAGAACAGGCCGGACCACCAAGCGAGGAAGAACUUGAGGAAUUUGGAGCUUUGGCUGAGGCUCGGGUCGAGCUCCUUUGUCACGAACAGGUUCUGGACCCGAAUAUGGACCUAAGGACCGUGCGCCAUUUUAUUUGGAAAGGGGGAGGGGACCUGGUACUGCAGUAUCGAAUAAUGAAGUAGAGACCCAUGCCCCAGGUUCCUAAAUAUGGCCCUGCUUCAAAUAUGUUACAGAAGACUGGGAAGAGGUUAACUCGCUAUAAAGAGAGCUAUGACAUCAGAGUUAAUGGAAGAGUGGGCUUUAAGUUUGAAAUGAGCCAGGAUGACGAGAGGUUCUCUUUCUUGGAUGCCGACGGAGGUGGUGUGUCUAAGACUUGAGAUAUCAUCAGAUAUUUAUUACAUUCCGACGUUCGCUUGUUUCCUUUACGCUGAAGCGUUGUCGCCUUAAUGCGUGCAAAAAAAGAGAAAGAAUCACGUGACAUAAACAUUAACUCUACUGCACACCCACAUUGUAUAUAGUCCGAAGCAUAUAACCCUUUGUGUGCUUCUUACAUUGUAGACAAUCAUCAAUUGAAAAAUGUGACGCAUCAUAGCAGCUAUAAAUGACUUGUAUAAAACGCGAUUAAAAGAAGAAUUUUGAGUUUGGAUUUACCUGA
This is a messenger RNA of Orbicella faveolata, 3788 nucleotides long. RefSeq names its product WD repeat-containing protein 48-like. Gene Ontology annotation, molecular function: ubiquitin binding. Gene Ontology annotation, biological process: double-strand break repair via homologous recombination. Lineage: Eukaryota; Metazoa; Cnidaria; Anthozoa; Scleractinia; Merulinidae. The record is from RefSeq and is a predicted model, not a curated record.